Messenger RNA from Cydia fagiglandana, 3554 nucleotides. RefSeq names its product macrophage mannose receptor 1. The record is from RefSeq and is a predicted model, not a curated record. The transcript is spliced from 19 exons. The coding region runs from base 1 to 3282 and encodes 1093 amino acids. NCBI's taxonomy places the organism in Eukaryota, Metazoa, Arthropoda, Insecta, Lepidoptera, Tortricidae.
AUGUUCCUGAUUAAAAACGGAGAAGUCGCCAUCGUCGGACACGGCGAGGAGGACUAUAUGUACUUACCUAUGAAGCGCUACGUCUACAGCCAAGUCGCUGGGGUGUGGCUACGCCUGCACUUGGAGACUGCUACCUGGUACGAAGCAGGAAUGCGCUGUACCAUAGAAGGUGGGGUCCUGGCUUCUCCGACGACCAGCACCUUGGCCCAAAAGAUGGUUUCCAUGAUGGCCGAGCAAGACCAGCAGAUGGCGUACGCAGUGUUUACCGGAAUAAACUCAGUUUCACAUAGGGGAGACUUUACUUCCCUUGAUGACAGCCGUCGUCACCGCAGCCCCAAUCAAGGCGGCGGCGCAGCCAGAGCGGGCAAGAGCGGGCUCCGCGGGCUCUUCUUCCACGCUGAGAAGUCCUCGCCAAGAGUGCCGCUAUCCUCGAUCCCGGUGAGCUGGGCCCCCGGUCAGCCGGACAACGUGGACUUAGACGAGGACUGCGUGUUGCUGACGAGCGCGGGCAAGCUGGCCGACAUCAGAUGUCAGAGUAAGCUGCCAUACUUCUGCCGCAAGGAUAACGCUCAAAUGUGUGGCACCCAGGCCAAAGGGUUUGCGUGGAAGCCUCGUACCGGCAGCUGCUACAAGUUUCAUCGCAUCGCGAAGACCUGGAAUGACGCCAGGAGCACGUGCCAAGCCGAGGGCGGACAUCUGGCCGUCAUCAACAGCGACAUUGAAUCCACGGUGCUCAACGAGAUUUUUUCGAAGAACCCUAGUAACACGAUUAUUGGGACAGAUUCGUUGGCUGGUGCAGAAGAUUUCGCCCUUCUUGGUUUUGAAUGGAACGGCGAGGAAUGGGUCACUAUAAAUGGUAAAACCCUUACUGAGGCUGGAUUCGCGACGUGGAAGAAAGGAGAGCCCAACAGGGCAGUACAAGUUCUUCAUCAUCAUCGUGGUUCUGAACAAUGUGGUUCCUUUUAUCGAGACGGAGGGUUGAAUGACAUUGGUUGCAAGAGGAAAUUCGCGUUCAUCUGCGAAUUGACACCUAUUUUAAAAACUAUUGAUGAUACGCCGGCGCAAACUCAGGACACGAAUACUAAAGUACACUUUGGGUUUGCGUGGGAGCCUCGUACCGGCAGCUGCUACAAGUUUCAUCGCAUCGCGAAGACCUGGAAUGACGCCAGGAGCACGUGCCAAGCCGAGGGCGGACAUCUGGCCGUCAUCAACAGCGACAUUGAAUCCACGGUGCUCAAAGAGAUUUUUGCGAAGAACCCUAGUAACACGAUUACUGGGACAGAUUCGUUGGCUGGUGCAGAAGAUUUCGCCCUUCUUGGUUUUGAAUGGAACGGCGAGGAAUGGGUCACUAUAAAUGGAUGUCAGUACGCAGCCGGCAGUCCGGUGAGCGUCGCGGAGUACGAGUACGUACGCGAGGCGGACGCGUGGCUGCGCUUGCACAUCGUGCCCGCUGCCUGGUCAGACGCCGCCGUCCGCUGCCAACUCGAAGAUGGUGUGUUGGCAUCUCCCACGUCCAGCGCAAUUGCGCGGACGAUGCUGGACGUGAUGGACAAGCACAGACUGGUUUCAAACAGCGUGUUCAUCGGAGCAACGAGCCUGUUAUCCAAAGGAGACUUCAAGUCGUUGGACGGAGAGAAUCUUGCUGACAGCUUGGAUUGGGCCUGGGGCGAGCCGGACAACGCCGACGACGCCGAGGACUGCUUGUCGCUGACCGGCGCGGGCACGCUGGCCGACGUCAACUGCGCUAGAGUGCUGCCCUACUUUUGCCGCAAGACUGUCCACAACUGCUCCUCCGACAAUGAAAUCACAAGUCCCACACCUAGGCUGGGAACAUGCAACGAUCGGUCUGACUACAAAUGGGAGACAAGCACCGGCAGCUGCUACAAGUUCCACGGCGUAUCGAAACAAUGGCGCCUCGCCCUGGCCACGUGCCACGCCGAGGGCGGACAUCUGGCCGUCAUAAACAGCGACACCGAGUCCGGUGUUCUCAAGAACCUUUACAAUUACAAGUAUUCCGACACAGACACAAUCACUGGAGCGGAUCAACCAAAACAUGCAUUAAUUGGCUUCAGCAAAUAUGAUGAUGGCGCGUGGGCAACGGUAUUUGGCGAGACGGUCACCGAGGCCGGAUUCGCGGACUGGGACGAAGGCGAGCCAAGCAACGGCAAUGGAGCAGGGAACGAAUACUGCGGCUCCAUGCACCUUAACGGGCUGCUCAACGACGCUUCCUGCUCCAAGAACUCGCCGUUCAUUUUUUUAUUUAUGGGGUGUCAGCACGCAGCGGGCAGUCCGGUGAGCGUCCCGGAUUACGAGUAUGUGCGCGAGGCGGACGCGUGGCUGCGCCUGCACAGCGUACCUGCUGCCUGGUCAGACGCCGCCGUGCGCUGCCAACUCGAAGGUGGAAUGUUAGCGUCUCCUACGACCAACGCCAUGACUGCAGCAAUGCUGGACGCGAUGAAAAAACACAAACUUGCCUCAAACAGGGUCUUUAUUGGAAUAACAGACAUUCGAUCCAGUGGAAAGUAUGAGUUUUUGGAUGGAGAGGAUCUACCCGUUGACCUAGAAUGGGUUGCGGGAGAUUCGUACGAGUUCGAAACCACUUACUGCCUGGAGCUGACCGACACGGGCAAGCUGACUUUCACCAGCUGCUCGCGAGAACUGCCUUACUUCUGCCGGAAGAGUACCCACAACUGCCCCUCCAGUCCUUCCACCGAAGGUUAUGCCGACAACUACAGCUAUUAUCCUGACGAUGAUGCUGAUGCUGACGCUGACGAUAUUAAAAAUUAUCAGUAUGAAAUUCCUACAUCAUCAUCGGCGCAGGAGUGCGAUAGCAAUGGAUACGAAUGUGAGCCCCGCACCGGCAGCUGCUACAAGUUCCACCGGGCCGCGAGGCCCUGGCGCUCCGCCCUGUCCACCUGCCACGCCGAGGGAGGACAUCUAGCCAUCAUCAACAGCGCCACCGAAUCUACAGUUCUCAAGGAACUGUACGAACAGAACAACCACACUGUGAUUACUGGGACACGGAAUCCUUAUUAUGCCUCGAUUGGGUUCAGGAAGAGGGGUGGCGAGUGGGUGACUGUACUAGGAGAAACGCUCGCCGAGGCUGGUUUCGAAGAAUGGUCCCCCGGCGAACCCAACGCCCUAGGAGAAGAGAACUGCGGAACCAUGUACUGGGAUGGACUCCUCAACGACGCCCCGUGCGGCUCGCUGUUCCCAUACAUCUGCGAGAAAACCCCGAAAAUUAAUGAUUUUGACUUCAUACCUUACACAAACCAACAGUGAAAGCUAGAUUGACACCAAAUCUGACCGCUUUGCAUUCUCGCUUCAAGUAUACAGUCGACAGCGCAGGUCAUUCUAUUCGGUCUGAUAUUACUAACCUACUGCGAUAUUGUAUUCGGUUCCCGCGAUAAUUAUUCAUGAAUCAAAAUUAUAUUUGAACGGUAUACUUACUGCGUAUAAUGAAUUUAGCUUAUGAUACGUUACUACUCGUAUUUUGAAUGUAUAACCUCAAAUAGGUAAAUUAAAAAUAAUUAUUAUUACACAUUGUAAUUUUG